AGCCGGCAGCCGCCACGACCCUGGCGAGCAAACUAUUCAUGUCCAUAGUUCAUAGAAUUAAGACAAUCGUCAAUCGCGUCUCAGUCAUUCAGUGUGACGGCUGUGACGUUUAUAGUCUUGACAUUUUUUUUUUUUAUUAUUUCGAGCCAAACCGAUUUUUGAUUUUGUUGUUGUUCCUCCCAACAUUCUCGUAGUGUCCAUUUUGCCGACGGAACAUACGUCGUCCGUUCUCCAAUACGAUUAACGGUGUAACCCGUUGGUCACCACCACUGUUGCCGGUCGGGUAUCAACCGAAAACGACGACGUGUUUCGGUCAGUCAAAACUGAUAGUUACCGAUUCUCAUUAGUCAUUUGUAUCUAUCCGUGCCGCACUGUCGCCUUUAAACGGCGUUCUUGAGUAUUUCACUUUUAUCAUCUCGUCUCUUACGCCGUUUGCUCCGAAAUUGAUUCGCGCCUUCCUUUAAAAUGACUGAAGAAAUCGAAGAGAUCAUAAAAUUUGUUGGGGAUGAAGAAUGUACUCGCACAGUUCAUAGCAACUCAACCAAAGUUUGUUCAAGUCAAGGAUCUCAUAACAAAGGAAGUUCAAAAUUAACACUUAAAAAUUUUGUUAAUUUUAAUUGGAAUCAAUGUUAUUACCAUGGGCAAUUGAUUGCCUUGCAUAUAAGUGAAAAGUACAUAGCUUAUGGAUUUUCUAAUACUGAUACUUUUGAGGGUUUGGUUCGUAUUGUCAAAAUAGAAAGUAAUGAAAGAGUAUUAAUUAAAGGGUUUUCAAAUUUAAUUGAAGAUUUAAGUUUUGCUCAUCUUUAUGAAAUAAUAAUGUUGGCCUGUAUUGACCAAUCUGGAACCACAUUUGUGUAUGUUAUUAAAGAAGAAAGCUGUGCAACUCCAAAACUAAGAGUUUUUCCAGUUUUUCAAAUCAAUGGGGAUCCAUCAUAUUGUUUUAAAAAUAAAUAUCUUUUAUCUUGGUGUCAAUUUAUUCCGGAACAAGUUAAUCAUUUAAAAGAACUUGAAUUUGAACCAACUUAUAAAGGAAAAAUGUUGGCAGUAGUUCGUGCUUCAGAAGUUGAAAUAUGGCAUGUUGGCGUUGCAAGUAAUUUUACUUCCGGUCCAGUUUUUACUAAUUUUAGUUUGAAUACAUCAAUAGAUAAACAUGUUUUAAAUAAUAUUAAAAAUGCAUCAAUAAAAAUCAAUUUGAAAGAAGCAGAUAUUAUUAGCUUAUCAUUUUCUCCUGAUGGUUCAACUAUAUCAUUAGCAUUAAGUAAUGGAUCUAUUUAUUUCUAUCAGGUAUCUUUUGACCAUAUUCCUGAUACACCAAAGCGUGUAUUUACUUGGCACCCUCAAGAAUUAUUUUUGUCUUUGAAAUCUUUGGCGUUUUUAGAUAAUCGUAAAACUGUUGAUGGAGAUGUCGAACUUUGGAAGUAUGUCGUGACUUUAUCUACUCAGGAUGAAAUUAUUUUAUGGUCUUGUGAAACAUGGAAACCUCUUCAAAAAGUACAAUUUGUUCGACCUUUUAAAAAACUAAAUCCGAUGAAGCUAACAGUUGAUGGAACUGGAAGAUAUAUAUUUUUGAGUGACAUUGACAAUAAUUUAUUAUAUGUUAUAGAAGUAACUGAUGAUACUAAUUCUGCUAAGAAAUAUAUAAAAAUAGUUAGCAUUACUGAAGUUUUGCUACAAAGUCCCAUGUUAAACAUGAUAAUUGUUGAUGCUAAAAUUGAUUAUAACGAUUUAGAUCUUACAGAAAAUCACAAUUCCAAUAAUAUUUUACCAAGUUCUACUAACUAUACAACUAUCAUAAAUUUAUUUGCAAUUCAACCAAAGUCACUACAAGAAGGUCAAUUAAUUAUUGCAUCUCCAAAAUUAUCUUCUACGGAACAAUAUAAUGACCAAAUUAAAACUGAGUCUACAAAUAUAUUUCCAAAACCACCAGUAAUAGAUCUUCUUGUAGAAUCUGUUGAGCCUACUACUUCUAUUAGUAAUUCUGAAGUUCAAGAAUUUAAUGUACACAAAGAAGAUGGCAUUUUGCAUACUUUAUCUCCAUUGGAAGUUCACAGUUUAGUAAAAGAAAAAUUGAGAUUAAAAGGAAUAAAUCUUAAUUCAAAAAACGUUUCUAAUUCUUCUAGUUCAACGCAGAUUCAAAAUAGGCAAAACAAAAAUUAUAAUAAUAUAAAACCAAUCGUAGUUCAAUCAUCAAGUACUUUUUCCUACCCACAAAAUCCUUUUGAUGAUUUGAAUGAAGCAAGAGAAUGUAGUCCAAGUAAUAAUGAAGUUCAGACUAUUUUACAACAACAAACUGAUCAAGAAACACAAUAUAAUUAUAUAGAAACACACAAUGAUAAUUUUGAAACUGUGAGUAAUUAUUCUAAUGGAGUUGAUGAAAAAGAAGAAAACAAUUGUUAUUCAAGUAAUUCUGUGUUAAACGGUUCAGAAAUUUCUACAAUAAGACGACCUUUGGAUAAGUCUGGUGUAAUAGAUGAUAGAAUUGGUAUCCAAAUAGAUGAUAUUUUAACAAAUUUACAAGAAAUGAACGCUCAGUUACAAUGGAUAUCAAAUAAACAAAAAAAAAUUGAUAAUCAAAUUAAUGCUGCUGUGUCAAUGAAUUCAUCUAGUUUAUGUAAAAAUCUAGAACCAGUUUUAACGAAUAUGGUUAAGAAUGCAAGUGAUCAAUCACAUCGAAAACUUCAUAUGAUGAUAGAUCAUCAGCUAAAUACCUCUCAUAAGAAAAUAACAGAAAUUGUCAAAGCUACCAACUCCAAUAAAGUAGAUACUGAAUUAUUUACAAGGUCUUUGGUUGCUUCAUUGAAUCCUACUCUUGAUGCAAUUCUAAAAGAUCUUUUUAUGAGUACAGUUAUACCUAAGUUUGAACAUGCUUGUUGUUCCAUGUUUAAACAAAUUGAUGCAUCUUUUACUGAAAGAUCACUAGAAUACCAAAAUGAAUUGAAGUCUUUACUCAAUGAAGAAGGUAAUAUCAAUAACAAAUUAGAAUAUGCUUUUGAUAAAUUCAGGGUUGACAUGAAUAACAUUAUUAAAAGUACAGAAAAAAAAAUAUUAAGCACCCAAAAUGACAUGCAAAAACAAUUUUCAAUUCUACUUAAGGAGAAGACACAUGUAGAACCAUGUGUGAAAGAUACGGAUAAUACUGCUACCCAAUAUAUGAUUUUAAGCGAUAUUAUAAAACAGGGAGAUUAUGCCUUGGCUUUUGAAAAAGCAUUAUCUGCAUCAAAAUUAGAAUUGGUGCUUUUUGUCUGUGAAAAAGUACAACCAGAACUACUUUUCGUUCCACCAAAUGCUUUAAAAAUUCCAAUUGUAUUAUCGUUGAUUCAACAGUUAUCUCAUGAUCUAACAAAUAAUACUGAACUAAAACAUAGGUAUUUGGAAGCAGCAAUUGGAAGUUUAGACUAUACCAAUGAACACCACAAAGACAAUAUAAACUUAGUUUUAGUUAAAACUGAUUCUAAUGUUGAAAAGUUUGUUCAACAUAAUCCAUUUAAUCCUUACUGUCGCAAGUUAAAAAUGUUACAGUUAGCCAUUAAGACAAUGAUAAGUUGUUAUACAGAAAGCAUUUGAGUAAAUAUCACGUUUUAUAAUAUUUUUAAAAAGAGACUUUAGAAUUAUAAAGGACUGAAACAAUAUCCAUAAUGUUCAUUUUAAUUAUUUUUUUUUUUUUUAUUUUUUAUUUAUAUUUCUGUUUUGGUACAAGUAACUAACAUGUUUUAAAUUUUAUUAAAGAUAAAAUGUUUUUUUUUUUUUUUGUGUUACCGUAUGAUUCUAAGAUUUGAAUUCAUACGCUAAACAUAUUUUAUUUAUUUAAUACUUUUUAUAAAAAUCUCUUACAUUUAAAUAAAAACUAUAAUGUAAGUAAUUA
This is a messenger RNA of Aphis gossypii (cotton aphid), 3862 nucleotides long. It is a transcript of the gene Ge-1, whose product is annotated as enhancer of mRNA-decapping protein 4. NCBI's taxonomy places the organism in Eukaryota, Metazoa, Arthropoda, Insecta, Hemiptera, Aphididae. Gene Ontology annotation, cellular component: P-body. The coding region runs from base 466 to 3564 and encodes 1032 amino acids. The transcript has 19 exons. Gene Ontology annotation, molecular function: protein binding. The record is from RefSeq and is a predicted model, not a curated record. Gene Ontology annotation, biological process: deadenylation-independent decapping of nuclear-transcribed mRNA.